Scleropages formosus (Asian bonytongue) is the source of this 2814-nucleotide messenger RNA. RefSeq names its product EGF domain-specific O-linked N-acetylglucosamine (GlcNAc) transferase (gene eogt). Gene Ontology annotation, molecular function: protein O-acetylglucosaminyltransferase activity. Gene Ontology annotation, cellular component: endoplasmic reticulum lumen. The record is from RefSeq and is a predicted model, not a curated record. The transcript has 16 exons. The coding region runs from base 120 to 1691 and encodes 523 amino acids. NCBI's taxonomy places the organism in Eukaryota, Metazoa, Chordata, Actinopteri, Osteoglossiformes, Osteoglossidae.
GCCCAUGGUUUCCGGUGUGAUGGCGCCCCGGAGCCGGACUCGCCUGUAGUUUGGAUGUGAGAGUUCCCCAUGUGCCGGCAUCUGUGACGGCCUUCCCAUGCGUGGCUCCAGAACCGACUAUGCUGUUGCUGGGAGUACUGGGAGCGGUGUGCGCUUGCGCUGCGGCCAGCGCGGACGACGGCGGCGGGUCCCGCGAGCCGAGCGUGAACUUCAGCUCCUUCUCGCUGCCUGAUGAGCACAUCCCCUACUUCCUACGCAACAACAAGAGGGUGGCGAAGAUCUGCAAAGAAGACCUGCUCUGCCCAUUCAAACAUGUGCUACGGAAUUUGACAGCCUGCUGGGGCUAUGAAAAGAACUGCAGUCCAGAGGGCAGGUUCAGCUAUCCCGUCUGCUCCAGGGUUGACCCGGGAUGGGUCGCUUCGCUGCAGGCUGCCCAAGAGCUCUUCUGGAAGCAGGCGGACUUUGGCUACGUGAAGGAGCGACUCGCUGAACUGAGGACCCUUUGCAAGCCCUCCAGACCCGGAGACUCCUCGCUGAAAUGCACCAGCCACGCACGCUACUGCCGCGCAACGAACCUCUACCUAGACCUGAGGAACCCGCCGAGGAACCACGACAGGUAUAAGGAGGACUUCUUCCAGGAGGGGCAGAUCGGGGGCCACUGCAGUCUCGACAGCAGAGCCCUGCAGUCCGAGGGGCAGCACAAAAGCCCCCUGCAGUCCUGGUUUGCUGAACUGCAGACGUAUACGAGCCUUAAAUUUGACCCAAUAGAGGAGGGCCAGUGCGACUUGGUCGUGGAGAGGCCCACCAUCUUCAUGAAGCUGGACGCAGGGGUCAACAUGUACCACCACUUUUGCGACUUUGUCAAUCUCUACAUCUCGCAGCACCUCAACAACUCCUUCGGCACGGAUGUGAACGUCGUCAUGUGGGACACCAGCCUGUAUGGAUACGGGGACCUGUUCAGCGAGACAUGGAAGGCCUUCUCCGACUACGACGUCAUUCACCUGAAGAGCUUCGACUCCAAGCGGGUGUGUUUCAAGGAUGCCUUUUUCUCGCUGCUGCCACGGAUGAGAUAUGGGUUGUUCUACAACACACCCUUAAUCUCUGACUGCCGCACCGAGGGGUUGUUCCGAGCCUUCUCCCAGCACGUCCUGCACCGCCUGCACAUCCCCCAGGAGGGGCCCAAGGACGGCAAAAUUCGAGUCUCAUUACUUGCCCGGAGCACAGAAUAUCGUAAAAUUUUAAAUCAGGACGAGCUUAUCGGGGCUUUGAAGACGGUUCCUUUGUUCGAGGUCAAACUGGUGGAUUACAAAUACAAGGACGUCCCCUUCCUGGAUCAGCUCAGGGCGACGCACAAUUCGGACAUCUUCAUCGGGAUGCACGGGGCGGGGCUCACUCAUCUUCUCUUCCUCCCGGAUUGGGCCGUCAUCUUCGAGCUAUAUAACUGUCAAGAUGAAAGCUGCUAUCGGGAUCUGGCUCGCCUGCGCGGGGUGCGCUACGUGACUUGGCAGAGGAGGGACAAAGUGUUUCCUCAGGACAAGGGUCAUCAUCCCACUCUGGGGGAGCACCCGAAAUUCACCAACUACUCCUUCGACGUGGAGGAGUUCAUGCGCAUUGUGCUGCGGGCCGCUGAACACGUGCGCAAACACCCCAAGUGGCUUGCGGAUUGGCGGCGGCAGCACGACGAGCUCUAGGGGGCGCCAUCCGGAUACAGGCGCAUCGGCCACUGGUUCGACGGCAUUUUAGACGCUGCCGUACACACACACACACACACACACACACACACACACACACACACACACACACACCACAUCUGAACCAACCAGCACCUGCGUGGCACCGAAAGCGCUCGACUCAUCGUCUGUAUUAGGAAGUGGAAGUUUGAGCUCUUGUAGCUACUCUGGAUUGUGAUAUAAUAUGAUUGUAAUAUUUGUACUGUUACCCGGAUGUGAAGGUUAGUGAGGUGAUGCCCCCAUAACUGCCGGUCUCCAGUCAUGACGAAAAGCGCGAACGUUGCAGUGAGGCUGCGAUGCUGAUGAAGUCGACGACGUGUCGCUCGUGAGCCGCCUGCCAUCCCUGCGCGCUGGCUGUCUGUUAAUAAGGACAGUUAUUAAUAUUCUGUGUGACACGGUGCCUCAAACCCCGCUUGUCGGGUGCUUUCUGACGUCUGUCCCCUGACCCCAGGUGCUUACAUUUACACUGACAUUUAUUUAUUUAGCAGACGCUUUUCUGCAAAGCGACUUCCAACGAACUCUAUAUAGUGUUAUGAGCCCACACACCUUAUUCACCACGGUGACUUACACUGCUAGAUACACUACUUACACUGGGUCACUCAUCCAUACAUCAGUGCUUCAACACGGAUUGGUCAAAGACUAUUGAUGAUAUUUAUAUAAAUUGAUACCUAGUGGUAAUAAACACGCUUUGCCACAUUUUUAAGGUUUCAGUUUUUGUUCUUUUUUUUUUCCCUCCCCAAUUGUAAUUUUAUUUAUUUUUGGAAUAGGUGAGAUGAUAUGCUCGCAGCAAAAUAUAACGUGUGUCUUUUCAAGGCAUUUCGAGAUGUUUGGCACAAUGUUAGGAAUGUUCCGUAUUUGCCGGUUUCUUCCCAAGCAAAGAAUGAGUUGUGGUACAACAUCUUAUUUUUUUAAUCACCGUCGGCUGGUUUAUACCACAAGUGCUGGGACAUGUACCUCAGUCGUGCGAUGUAGGUACAAACGCAUAACCAGUAUUUAUUAUGGUCUUGUUACAGACCAAGUUACACACACUCCAGCAAGCUAUUUAAUGUAUUUAGGUAGAAGUGGAUGUAUUAGAGUAAUUCUG